AGCCAAAGUAAAUAACAUGGGGAGGCUCAUUGACAGGUCACGUGACUGCGAGAGAGUUACAGUCCAGAGGGCCAGGCUUAGUGCAUUCUCAUCGUUGCCGUUCGCGGACUAGGUUGCCUCUACGCAGCCAAGAUGAACGGCGCCAGCAAGAGAAUCAAAAUCACGGACCUGAAUCCGAACUUGAUUUGCGUGCUAUGCGGCGGGUACUUCAUCGAUGCUACCACCCUGACGGAAUGUCUUCACUCGUUUUGCAAGAAGUGCAUAGUGAAGUAUCUGGAGACCAGCAAGCAGUGUCCUGUUUGUGAUGUCUUGGUGCACAAGACACGUCCACAUCUCCACAUUAGAUCUGAUAAAACGCUUCAGGACUUGGUCUACAAGCUUGUUCCAGGCUUGUACAAAAAUGAGAUGAAGAGACGGCGGGAUUUUUACUCCAAGCACCCAGAAGUGGCGCCCAAGAAGGUGGGAGAGGAGCGGGGAGACGAGAUGGCGGAGCGCAUCAUUUACACAGAGGAUGAGCACUUCAGUCUGGCUCUGCACUUCAGCAAGCGAGGUGUCAGGGAUGAAAGAUCAGUGCGCAGCCUUACCCUGCCAGAGGUGGUGGCAGUCUCCAAAGAGCCACCAAAAAACGUUCGUUACCUACGGUGCCCAGCAGGAGUGACCAUCGGCAUCCUGAAGAAAUUCGUCCGCCUGAAGUAUGAACUGCCCAAUCGCUAUGAGAUCGACAUUUUUCAUACCGAUGAAGCGUUGCAUGAAGACUAUACCUUGAUGGACAUUGCAUAUAUCUACACAUGGAGAAGGAAGGAUCCACUGCGACUGAAUUACUCUGUUUACGAGUCGAAAGCCAAACGCCCUCGUCUUGCCAUUGAGCCUCUUGCAAACACUCCAGGUUUGAAGCCGGUUAAGAUAGAAGCUGGCGCUACGCUAGUAAAGGAGGAGGACUGGCCUUCCAGCAAGCAGGACGGCGCCAGGCCGCUAGUGAAACCGGACUUAAAGCCAGCCUGUGGCCAGGACAAGAAGCCUGCCAGCAAACCGGAAGCUGACAACAAAGAGAUUAAAGCGUCCGAGAAGCCGGUGACCAAAACGCAGGAGCAACAGUCGGAAGGUGGGCCUCCCUUGGUGCUGCAGGAAGACAAAAAGCGGCAAAGCACGAGCACCGAUGAACCCGCAGUGUUGCCCAGCAAACAGGAACCCAGGAUUGCCAACCUGACCCCGCCCUCCUACGUCGCUUUGGAUGCUGCCACGCCCAAGCCUGCCAGUUAUUCAGGCCCCCAAUGCUGGUGGAUAAAGCCGCGGUACGUCUCGGCGCAGCUUGUGCGGUGAAGAUCCUCCAGUCCUCCAACCCCAGCUCUCCGUCACCUG
Molecule: messenger RNA, 1359 nt
Organism: Pomacea canaliculata
Lineage: Eukaryota; Metazoa; Mollusca; Gastropoda; Architaenioglossa; Ampullariidae
Product: polycomb complex protein BMI-1-A-like
Exons: 10
Coding region: 133-1320 (395 amino acids)
Biological process (GO): negative regulation of transcription by RNA polymerase II
Cellular component (GO): PRC1 complex
Molecular function (GO): promoter-specific chromatin binding
Source: RefSeq, a predicted model, not a curated record